AUGCAGCAAGCGCGACUACAGGGCUGUCGCCUGCAGUCGGGCUCGCCAUGCAUGCCCAAUGCGCAGGGUGUGGCACCCCUGCGCACCUUCACAGGGUUCCGCUCGGGUUCGGUGGUCUCCAAGCACAGCGCCAUCCCCGAGGCCCAGGGCCUGUUCGACCCCGCCAACGACCGGGAUGCCUGCGGCGUGGGCUUCGUGGCCGAGCUGUCCAAGAAGCCCUCCCGUGCCACGGUGGAGGACGCGCUGGAGAUGCUGGUGCGCAUGACCCACCGCGGCGCCUGCGGCUGCGAGGAGAACACGGGCGACGGCGCGGGCAUCCUGGUGGCCAUUCCCCACCCCUUCUUCGCCGAGGUGAUGGCCGACGAGGCCUGCUUCGACCUCCCCCCGCCCGGCGACUACGGCAUCGGCCAGGUGUUCCUGCCCCGCGACAUCGAGGAGGCCAAGGCCAUCCGCGACAUCAUCGGCAACGUGGCGGAGCGCCUGGGCAACCACGUGCUGGGCUGGCGCCGCGUCCCCACCGACCCCGCCGGCCUGGGCCCCUCCGCGCUGUCCACCGAGCCGGUGGUGGAGCAGUUUGUGGUGUCUCGCGCGGCGCCCGGCGCGGGCCGCCGCUCGCGCGGCAUCGAGCAGCAGAUGUACCUCCUGCGCAAGCUGAUCGAGUCCAAGCUGCGCCUGCAGCACCUGGGCGACGACGACGUGUACAUCUGCUCACUGUCUUCGCGCACCAUCGUGUACAAGGGGCAGCUGACGCCGGCCCAGGUUCCCGGCUACUACCGUGACCUGCAGGACCCGCGCUUCACCUCCUACAUGGCGCUGGUGCACUCGCGCUUCUCCACCAACACCUUCCCCUCCUGGCACCGCGCGCAGCCCAUGCGCAUGCUGGGCCACAAUGGCGAGAUCAACACGCUGCGCGGGAACGUUAACUGGAUGCGCGCGCGGCAGGGCGUCAUGCGCUGCGAGGCGCUGGGCCUGCCCGAGCGCACGCUGCAGAAGCUGCUGCCGGUGGUGCCGCCGGGGCAGUCCGACUCCGGCUCCUUCGACGCUGUGCUGGAGCUGCUGGUGCGGUCGGGGCGCGACCUGCCCGAGGCCAUGCUCAUGAUGGUGCCCGAGGCCUGGCAGAACGACGCGCUGAUGAGCGAGGAGAAGAAGGACUUUUACCGCUUCCACUCGGCCAUCAUGGAGCCGUGGGACGGCCCCGCGCUCCUCUCCUUCACCGACGGGCGCUACAUCGGGGCCACCCUUGACCGCAACGGGCUGCGCCCGGGGCGCUACUACAUCACCAAGAGCGGCCGCGUCAUCAUGGCCUCCGAGGUGGGCACCGUGGACGUGGACCCCACGGACGUCGCGAAGAAGGGGCGCCUCAUGCCGGGCAACAUCUUCCUGGUCGACUUUGACCGCCACUGCGUCGUGGACGACGAGGCGAUGAAGCACAGGUACGCCUCUGCGCGCCCCUACGGCAAGUGGCUGGAGGAUGAGGUGGUCACCCUGGACCGCAUCGUGGAGUCGGUGGACCCAGCGGCGCUGGAGCUGCCGGCCGUGAAGGGUAUGGAUGGCGACGACGGCGAGGUGCCCUCCGACGGUGUCUCCGGCAUCCACCGCCUGCUUAAGCCCCUCACAGCCUUUGGCUAUACCGUCGAGACGAUGGAGGUGCUGCUGCUGCCCAUGGCCAAGUCUGGGGCGGAGCCGCUGGGCUCCAUGGGCAACGACUCGCCCCUGGCCGCCAUCAGCCAGCGCCCCAAGCUGCUGUCCGAGUACUUCAAGCAGCUGUUCGCCCAGGUGACCAACCCGGCGAUCGACCCGCUGCGCGAGCGCCUCGUCACCUCCACCCGGGCCAUGAUCGGGCCGGAGGGCGACCUGACGGAGACCGGGCAGUCCCAGGCCCACCGCCUGGAGCUGGAGCAGCCGCUGCUGCGGCCCUCGGAGAUGCAGGCCAUGAAGCACAUGACCUACAGCGGCUGGGAGACGCGGCUGGUGGACGCCACCUGGCCUGUCGCCGAGGGGCCAGGUGGCCUGGAGGCCGCCCUGGCGCGCAUCUGCAGCGAGGCCGCCGCCGCCAUUGAGGCCGGCGUCGACUUCAUCGUGCUGUCCGACCGUGCUGCGGACGCGAGCCGGUGCGGUAUACCCUCCAUCAUGGCCACGGGCCGGGUGCACCAGCACCUGGUGGGCCUGCAGAAGCGCUCGCGCGUCGGCCUGCUGGUGGAGGCGGCCGACGUGCGCGAGGUGCACCAGUUCUGCCUGCUGAUCGGGUACGGCGCGGACGCGGUGUCGCCCUACCUCGCGCUGGAGGCGGUGCUGGCGCUGCAGGCCGACGGCCGCGUGCCGGCCGGCCUGUCCCGCGCGGAGCUGGAGGACGCCUACUUCCGCGCGGUGGGCGACGGCAUCCUCAAGGUCAUGGCCAAGAUGGGGAUCAGCACUGUGGCCUCCUACAAGGGCUCCCAGAUCUUCGAGGCGGUGGGCCUGGAUGCGGAGGUGGUGGACGCCUGCUUCACGGGCACCGCCUCGCGCAUCGGCGGCAUGAGCCUGGCCGACCUGGCCGCGGACCUGCUGGCGCUGCACGCCGCGGCGUACGUGCCCCCCGCCGCGGCAGCCAUGCUGCCCGACCCGGGCGACUACCACUUCCGGUCGACGAUGGGUCACGAGCUGCACCUGAACGACCCCAUCGCCAUGGCCAAGCUACAGGAGGCGGCGCGCACGGGGUCGCGCGGCGCGUACGCCGAGUACUCGCGCCUGACCCAGGAGCUGAACCGCAGCGUGAACCUGCGCGGCAUGCUGCGCUUCCGGCGCGGCGCGGCGCCGGUGGCGCUGGAGGAGGUGGAGCCCGCGGCGGCCAUCGUGCGGCGCUUCGUGACGGGGGCCAUGAGCUACGGCUCCAUCUCGCUGGAGGCGCACACCGCGCUGGCCAUCGCCAUGAACUCGCUUGGCGGCAAGUCCAACACGGGGGAGGGCGGGGAGAACCCGCGACGCCUGGUGCCCAACGCCGACGGCAGCGGGAACCCCAUGCGGUCCUCCAUCAAGCAGAUCGCGUCGGGGCGGUUUGGCGUCACCGCGCACUACCUGACCAACGCCGACGAGCUGCAGAUCAAGAUCAGCCAGGGCGCCAAGCCCGGCGAGGGCGGCGAGCUGCCGGGGGGCAAGGUCAAGGGCGACAUCGCGCGCACGCGCAACUCCACGCCCGGCGUGGGCCUCAUCUCGCCGCCCCCCCACCACGACAUUUACUCCAUCGAGGACCUGGCCCAGCUCAUCUACGACCUCAAGUCCGCCAACCCCUCGGCCCGCGUCUCGGUCAAGCUGGUGUCCGAGAACGGGGUGGGCGUGGUGGCCUCCGGCGUGGUCAAGGGCCACGCCGACCACGUGCUCAUCUCGGGGCAUGACGGCGGCACCGGCGCGGCCAAGUGGACCUCCAUCAAGUCCGCGGGCCUGCCCUGGGAGCUGGGCCUGGCCGAGACGCACCAGACCCUGGUGGCCAACGGCCUGCGCGGGCGCACCACCCUUCAGGCCGACGGCCAGAUGAAGACGGGGCGCGACAUCGUCGUGGCCGCGCUCCUGGGCGCGGAGGAGUUUGGGUUCGCCACCGCCCCCCUCAUCGCGCUGGGGUGCAUCAUGAUGCGCAAGUGCCACACCAACACCUGCCCCGUGGGCAUCGCUACGCAGGACCCUGUCCUGCGCGCCAAGUUCGCGGGCCAGCCCGAGCACGUCAUCAACUUCCUGUUCAUGGUGGCAGAGGAGGCACGCACCUACAUGGCCGACAUGGGCUUCAGGAGCGUGCAGGAGAUGGUGGGCCGCGCCGACAUGCUGGAGGUGGACCCCGAGGUGGUGGCCGCCAACCCCAAGCUUGCCAACAUCGACCUGUCCCGCCUGCUGCUCCCCGCCGCCAGCCUGCGCCCCGGCGCGGCCCAGACCUGCAGCGAGAAGCAGGACCACGGGCUGGAGGCGGGGCUGGACGCGGAACUGAUCCCGCUGUGCUCCGCCGCGCUGCGCCCGCGGCGCGACCAGGCACGGCACGUCUUCCUGGAGGCAGCGGUUUGCAACACGCACCGCGCCACGGGCACCACUCUGUCGCAUGAGGUGACCAAGCGCUACGGCGCGGAGGGCCUGCCGGAGGGCACCAUCCACCUGGCCCUGUCCGGGCACGGCGGGCAGAGCCUGGGCGCGUGGCUCUGCCCCGGCAUCACGCUGGAGCUGGAGGGCGACUCCAACGACUACGUGGGCAAGGGCCUGUCCGGCGGCAUCAUUGCCGUCUACCCGCCCGCCGUCUCCGACUUCGAGCCGGGGGAGAACAUCAUCGUGGGCAACGUCUGCCUCUACGGCGCCGUCUCCGGCGAGGCCUACUUCGCGGGCAUGGCUGCGGAGCGCUUCUGCGUGCGCAACUCCGGCGCACGCGCCGUGGUGGAGGGUGUGGGCGACCACGGCUGCGAGUACAUGACGGGCGGCACCGUGGUGGUCCUGGGCGGCACGGGCAAGAACUUUGGCGCGGGGAUGUCGGGCGGCGUGGCCUUCGUGUACGACCCCGAGGCGCGCCUGCAGGCGCGCUGCAACCCGGAUGUCGCCGGCGACCUGUUCCCCGUGGAGGACGAGGAGGACGUGGCCGCGCUGCGCAGCCUGAUCCAGCGGCAUGUGCGCUUCACGCGAUCCGCGAAGGGCCGAGCGCUGCUGGCCGACUGGGACGCGGCGGUGCAGGGCUUCGUCAAAGUGUUCCCGCCGGACUACCGCCGCGCGCUGGCCGAGCAGGCCAAGCUGGCCGCAGCCCAGCGCGGGCAGGAGGAGGUGCUGGCCGGCGCCAGCACCGACGACGCGUUUGAGAGCCUGAAGCGCAUGGCGCUGGAGGUGGUGCGCCGCGGCGCGCAGGUCGUGGACACCACGGCGGCGCCGGUGCCGGCGCGCGCGCCUGCCCCGGCCGGCGCCGCCGCCGCGGAGGCCGAGCUGGAGUACAAGCGCCUGCUGCGCGAUGCGGCGGAGGGCGUGCCCGUCGGCGGCCGCCCAGCGCUGUGGGAGGCGGGGCGCCCGACGGUCGUCGACGGCCUGGCCGCAGUCAAGAGCGGCGGGUUCAAGGCCUACGAGCGCGCGCCGCUGCCCUUCCGCGACGUGCAGGAGCGCAUGGCUGACUGGGGGGAGGUGCACGCGCACCUGCCCGCCGAGCAGCACGCGCAGCUGCUCAACACGCAGUCGGCGCGGUGCAUGGACUGCGGCACGCCCUACUGCCUCAACCGCACCACCGGCUGCCCCCUGGGCAAUCUCAUCCCCGAGUGGAACGCGCUGGUCUGGCAGGGGCGGUGGCGUGAGGCACUGGACAGGCUGCUGGAGACCAACAACUUCCCGGAGUUCACGGGCAGGGUGUGCCCCGCGCCGUGCGAGGGGUCCUGCGUCCUGGGCAUCAACCAGAACCCGGUCACCAUCAAGACCAUGGAGGUCUCCAUCAUCGACAAGGCAUGGGAGGAGGGCUGGAUGGUGCCGCGGCCGCCCGCGGUGCGGACCGGAAAGCGUGUGUCCAUCAUCGGUGGCGGGCCCGCAGGUCUGGCUGCCGCCGAUCAGCUCAACAAGGCAGGGCACACCGUCACCCUGUACGAGCGUGCCGACCGCAUCGGCGGGCUCAUGAUGUAUGGCGUGCCCAACAUGAAGACCGACAAGGAGGGCAUCGUCCAGCGGCGUGUCGACCUGAUGGCGGCAGAGGGCGUCCAGUUCGUCACCUCGGCCCACAUCGGCCGCGAGGUGGACGUGCGCGACAUCCGCGCCUCCUCCGAUGCCCUCAUCCUGGCUGCGGGGGCCACCAAGCCGCGCGACCUCCCCAUCGAGGGCAGGUCCCUGAAGGGCGUGCACUUUGCCAUGGAAUUCCUGGCCGCCAAUACCAAGUCACUGCUGGACUCUGGCCUGGAGGAUGGCAAGGCCAUCUCUGCCAAGGGCAAGACGGUAGUGGUCAUCGGCGGCGGUGACACGGGCACCGACUGCAUUGGAACCAGCGUGCGCCACGGGGCGACCAACGUCAUCAACCUGGAGCUGAUGCCGCAGCCCCCUGUGACGCGCGCCGCCAGCAACCCCUGGCCCUACUACCCGCGCGUGUUCAAGGUGGACUACGGCCACGCCGAGGCCGCGGCCAAGUACGGCGCCGACCCGCGCGUGUACGAGGUGCUGACCAAGCGCUUCAUCGACGACGGCCAGGGCAACCUCAAGGGCCUGGAGAUUGUCAGCGUGGAGUGGCAGCCGGCCACCGCGGGCGGACCGCCCAAGUUCGUGGAGGUCCCUGGGAGCAACAGGAUCAUCGAGGCUGACAUGGUCCUGCUCGCAAUGGGUUUCCUGGGGCCAGAGGCCACCCUGGCCGAGGCCCUGGGUGUCGAGACCGAUCCCCGCUCCAACUUCAAGGCAGAGUAUGGCCAGUUUGCGACAUCCAUGGAUGGAGUGUUUGCAGCUGGCGACUGCCGGCGUGGCCAGUCCCUCGUGGUUUGGGCCAUUGCUGAGGGCCGUGGGGCGGCGGCUGCCACGGACAAAUUCCUGGCUGGCGUGGAGCCUAGCACAGACGCCAGGCAGGAGGUCGUGGGCGGCAUCAUCCCAUGGAAGGAGUUCAGCCAGAAGGUCAUGGGCCAGCAGCUGGUCGCUGUGUGA
Molecule: messenger RNA, 6594 nt
Organism: Auxenochlorella protothecoides
Lineage: Eukaryota; Viridiplantae; Chlorophyta; Trebouxiophyceae; Chlorellales; Chlorellaceae
Product: Glutamate synthase [NADH], amyloplastic
Exons: 10
Coding region: 1-6594 (2197 amino acids)
Molecular function (GO): iron ion binding; glutamate synthase (NADH) activity; iron-sulfur cluster binding
Source: RefSeq, a predicted model, not a curated record